Molecule: messenger RNA, 1779 nt
Organism: Pelobates fuscus (common spadefoot toad)
Lineage: Eukaryota; Metazoa; Chordata; Amphibia; Anura; Pelobatidae
Product: zinc finger BED domain-containing protein 5-like
Exons: 2
Coding region: 1-1779 (592 amino acids)
Source: RefSeq, a predicted model, not a curated record
AUGUCUGAAAAAAAGAAAUAUGCUCGUGGCUAUUUACCAGAGUAUCUGAAGAUGGGUUUCAUUGAAUCUGUUACAAAUAAACAGCUUCCAAUGUGUUUACUGUGCCACAAGACAUUAUCUAAUGAAGCAAUGAAGCCAAGUCGAUUGAGAGAACAUCUCGCUACAAAGCAUUCGCAAGAUAAAGAUAAGCCCAUUGAAUAUUUUCAGGAGAUCUAUAAAAGAUUUCAAAAACGUCCAACAAUAGCUACAUCCUUUCAAAAACAACAUGCAAAGAAUGAGGAUGGAUUAACUGCAGCUUAUCGUAUAUCACACUUAAUUGCAAAAAGUGGUAAAAGCCAUAAUACUGGAGAAACUUUGAUAAUACCCUCUAUCAAAGAAUUUAUCUCAACAGUAAUGCAUCAGGAUAUACCUGAAGUUUUAAAAACAUUGCCCCUUAGCGAUAACACAGUAAAGAGACGCAUUGACGAAAUGGCGGCUAAUGUUGAAAAUAAACUUAUAGGUAUUCUCCAAAAUUCGAAAUUUUCCAUACAAUUGGAUGAGUCUGUCAUUGCAGAUAAUAAUGCUCUACUGAUGACAUAUGUACGGUACCUUGAUGAAAACAAUACAUUGCAAGAAGAAAUGCUAUUCACUGUCAAUCUGAUUACAGAUACGAAAGGAUUAUCAAUAUUUAAUGCUGUGAAAUCAUACUUUGCAAAAAAUAAUAUACCCUUGAACAAUAUUGUUGCAUGUGCUACUGAUGGAGCACCAUCAAUGGUAGGCCGCUAUCGUGGGUUUGUUGCUUACUUGAAGGAAGAAGUGCCAAACGUUUUGUGUAUUCAUUGUGUUGUGCACAGACAACAUAUUGUAGGAAAACAUUUAAGUACAAGUCUCCAUUCAUCAUUAAGUAUAAUAAUUAAAGCUGUAAAUAAGAUCAAAUCUAAUGCCAAGUGUGAUAGAAUGUUUCGACAGCUGUGCCAGGAUAAUAACGAGCAGUUUAUUAGGUUACUUUUACAUACAGAAGUUCGAUGGCUCUCAAAGGGUACAUGCUUGUCUCGUUUUGUUGCAUUAUUUGAUAGUGUCGUACAGUUUUUUGAAAGUGAUAAUGAGGCUGGUCUCUAUGAACAGUUAAAAAACGUAAAGAAUGAUGCCUUUUAUUUGGCAGACAUUUUCAAGAGAUUUAAUGAAAUAAAUUUGCAGCUUCAAGGAGCCAAUAUAACUCUCAUAAGUUGCAAAAAUAUUGUGUCAUUAUUUAUCGAAAAGCUUGAUCUUCUCCGUCAUAAUAUUUUAAAGAGAGAAUUUCAUCAGUUUCCUGAAUUGUCCUCUAUAAACAAUGAUGUAACUCCGGGGGAUAUUGAAAGGUUCAGUAGCCACCUCAAGGAACUCAAAUUGGAUAUGGAAAAACGAUUUCAAGAUAUUUUGAACUUAAAGGUGCAUGACUGGAUGAUAAAUCCUUUUACAGCAAAUGUUGCUGAGGUUGAUAUAACUUGCCAAGAAGAACUAUUAGAACUUAAAUAUGACGAAGAGAGACGUGUUAAGAGAGAGCUAGGCCAGAAAGCCACAAGGGCCUUUGUAAAGUUGGAGGCAGCAGAAGCAGAGAUGUCAAUAUCUGCCUGUGAGAGGAACAGAAGAGGCAAAGGCAGAGGGGAUGAUACCUGCCUGGAAGAAGAUUGCUGCAGCCUGGUAUGGGUGGAAGAGGUCCUCAGAGACCCCAGUCAAGCUUUGGCGACUGGGUUGAAGCGCUCCAGAGUCCCCUGGGAGCAGCUAGGAAGCUGUUCUGGUGGAGGUACUCAAUCAAAGUAA